This is a messenger RNA of Aspergillus nomiae NRRL 13137, 4983 nucleotides long. RefSeq lists its product as uncharacterized. Gene Ontology annotation, molecular function: clathrin binding. The transcript is spliced from 12 exons. The coding region runs from base 1 to 4983 and encodes 1660 amino acids. The record is from RefSeq and is a predicted model, not a curated record. Gene Ontology annotation, biological process: clathrin coat disassembly; clathrin-dependent endocytosis. Lineage: Eukaryota; Fungi; Ascomycota; Eurotiomycetes; Eurotiales; Aspergillaceae. Gene Ontology annotation, cellular component: cytoplasm; intracellular membrane-bounded organelle; vesicle.
AUGGCACGCGACCAGGAGCUCAUCUCCCUUUCCUCGUUUGGCAAGGACCUCCUGGCCAGCGGCCUCUUUACAUCUCUGGACGCACCAAACUUCGCCGACAAAGACAUCAAAACCCCAGCUCGCAGGAACCUUGAGGUUGCCCCGGGGGAAAUAUCUCCACCGCAGCUGGCCAGUCCGGCCAAAUAUAUAGACCUGCCGAAUUUUUCGGGUGAGACGUACGGAUUGGAAGACUCUCCUGAAACUCCCGAGCAGCUCAUCAUUGGAGGUGCUGAGGUUCAAAACGUGUCACUUGUUAUGGUAGACAAGCACGGUGCUUACCAUGACUUCAAGGUGAUGCCUAUCCCCGUUUCUGGGGCUAAGAGCGGUACGGGGUCUCUUCUUGUUGCCCCGGUCGGAGAAUCGAAGCAGAUAGCUGCUCAGCCGAUGCUUUUGCUACCAGCCCAGACGGAUUCUGAUCUCUCGUUUUCCGAUGAUAGCAAGGUUUUGCCGCUGGGAGAACUGGAGAAAGCAAUGAAGGAGUCUAAGGGGGAGGUCGGUGUGGCGGCUGUUAAUGCCAUGGUUCUCAGUGGAGAGAUCGAGAACUUCUUUGGCGUCGAGGGGGUUACAGGCAAGCUGUACUGUUACAAGAGUGAUGAGGAGGUGAAUGACGAACAGGGAGAAAAACCAAUCAAUGAAAAAGUUAUGCUUCAAGACAUGGAAUCGCCCCUAGGAAUCUUCUUCCCCGAGAUCGAAAACAAGACGAUCAAAGCUUUGCCCCUCAAGAACCUGGAGUUUACUUUUAGCAACACGAAAAAAGAGAUUCUGCUUCCGGAGGGACUCCGUCUGCAAGGUGACCUGGAGUUGAAGGAUGGACUGCAGUGGAUUUCCGAUGGUUUGAAGAAUGUUUUUGACAGUGAAAAGGCCACAGAGCUACCCUCGAAGAUACGGGUCAGUGCCCUUUUGUCCAAGGAGAGAGACUGGACAAAGAAGCCCAAGAUUGAGGGUAUCGUUCUUCAGGCCUUUCUCCAUGAGAUGAAGCUACCCGCAUGGGACUUUUUGGAAUUUCAAACGGCAGGUAUUGAGCUGUCUGCUAGGAAGGAAACCGCGAAAAGUGACAUCGAGGAGGAUCCGGAGGAAGACAAUAAAGAGGGCGUUGACAAGAGAACAGAAGAGGAGGGAGACGGUAAGUCAAGGGAAAUAAUAGUCAAUAAAGACAAGGCCUCGAAUGCCCCCACGAUGAAGGAUGAUGCCACGGAGGAGAAGCACGAAAAAGAAGAGAAGGAGAGCAAGGAGAAAAAAAAUGGAAGAUACUGGAUUCGUAUGGGAGACUGGAAAGAGGAGAAGGAAGAGGAAGAGGAAGAAGUCGAGGACGAUGACAAGGACAAGAAAUUAGAGAAGCAAGACGGCGGAGAGGGUAAGGAAACUCACGAAGCAGACGAAAAGAACGGUGGAAAAGAGGGCCAGCCCGCAGAAAGAGGAAGGCAAUAUGAAGUAUUGAUCGCGGUCAGCGAAUGGAAGGAUUUCUGCGCCAUUUCGAAUCUUGAUAUGAAAGAAGCCCAGCUGCACGCAUUCUUUAAACCUGGCGAAUUCCGGAAGUCUUGCACCUUGUCUGUCACUGGAUCCCUCGAGUUUGCCCAAGGGUGUCUUGACAAGGAUGACGAGGAAGAGGAGGUAGAGAAAAAAGGGGAGGAAAAGAAGGAAGACGACAAGUCGAAGAAUGCGACUCUAACAAUCGAGGGGGUUCUAUCCAGACAGGACUACCAUUUUGAUGCCAAGGUGGGAAAUCUGAAGCUCGAUUCAAUCUUGAAGAUGUAUGCUCAGAUUACCGGCGCUGAACCAUCGAAGGAAGCCAAAGAACAUGACUUAGUCUUCGAAGAACUGCAUUUGAAUAUUAGCCGCAAGCUGAAGAGCAAGGAAAAGGCAAUAGAAGACGAGAAGGAAGCAAAAAAGGAAGAAGACGAGGAACAGCCUUCCACUUCCUUGGAGCUCUCCGGCAAAGUCAGCUUCAAUGAUUGCAAGAGUGUUCACGGUUUGAUCAAAAUUGACCCUACCUCAGGCCUCACUAUCCAUGGCGGAGUUGAGGAUUACGAGAUCAAGGAUGCUGGUGUUAUUAUUAAAGAAGCCAGUAUUGAUAUCUUCAUUGGAGCAAAACCCGACAAGUCCCAGGACAACUCCAAGAACACCAGGCCGAAACUCGAGGCAGAUAGGAAAUCCGGAAAGGAAGCUGGCGAGGACAAAGUGGAGGUCUUCAACCGAGCAAGCAAAUUUGCCAUCAAAGGCAGGGUUAAUUUCAGUGGCAUAACUGUGACGGUUGCCUUUAUGACUGAGCGCAAUGAAACCAACGCCAAGUCGGAGAAGUCGUCUGAGCGGGAAUGGGUCUUGUUUGGUAUCUACGAAGAGAGCUUGCACCUAGGAAAGAUGUGCGAUAUUAUGGAAGGCCCCAUGGCUGACCUCGAACUGAAAAAUGUUGCUCUCAUCGCGGCAUCCGGCGAGAACAAGACAAUCGAGGCGUUGAACACGCUUAAGUAUCCUGUACGAAAGGGAAUCUCGCUAUGUGCGACUAUCCCACCUCUGCCUGAGCUGAACAAUUUCGCCAAGCAGAAGGUGGACGGACUGGUUCUCGUUGCAACGAUAGAAAAGAAGAAGCUGGAGCUCGGCGUCCAGUUGCCCACGGCGUUUGAUGUCACUAUUACCGAUAGCGCUAAACUGUGUGAGAUUGGAAUUGGCAUUGAAAUCAGCAAGACUCCCAGCUUGAUGGUCAUGGGCACGUUGAACAUCGUAAUGGACGUAGAUCAGGAUCCUCUGCUCCUCGAGGGCAUGGUGAAAGCUGGCCUGCUCAGUUCAUCUGCUUCGAUUGCCACCAAGUCGCCGUGGGUGAAUCCAUUGAACAUCAGCAAACAUGUUAAAAUCGCCGACUUCAGAGUCGAGAUCGAAAUUACCUAUGCCACGGUCAUGGAGCUUGGACCAUCCAAACUGGGCCUAGCUGGAGAUAUCGAGGUAGGAGAGCUUACUGCUGGAGCCGCCAUGCAGAUCAGCCACCACCCUGGUGAGCAGGUUAUAUCGGCCAAUAUCUCCAAGGUCGAUCUCAUCGAAAUCAUCCGUGUUGCUGGCCAGGUCGCCGAAAUCCAAGCCUUGCAGGAUAUCCGUGGUGGCGAGGAUACGUUUGUUUUUACCGAUGCCAACAUGUAUUUCUCCACCGGGGGAACCAUAGCCGGGAGAGAGUACCCACAGGGUAUAUCAGCCGGUGGGAAGCUGACAGCGUUUGGGAAGACGGCCCAGUUUGACCUAAGCAUCGGCAAGGCUGGUCUGGAUUUCCAAGGGCAUAUCGAUAAUUUCAGUCUCGGGCCCUUGAUCGUCUCAUCUGCCAGUGGAGAUCCCCGCGCAAAGAUGGUCGUGGUGAUGGCUAAAGACAAACAAGUGAUCCAAGUGGACGGAAAGGUAAGAUGCUUUGGAAUUGGGCUUGCCACCUUAGUCGACAUCCAAAUAGGAACCGAAACCCCGUCCUUUGCUGCGCAUAUUGACGUGGCGUUUACCGAGGCAUUUAUAAUCAGUCUACAGGCGACGGUGGAGGACUUUAAGGAGGUCAAGAAUCUAGCAACAAAGGACUUAUACUUCCAAGCCCAGAUCAAAGGUGAUCUAUUUGACAUGAUCUGUGAAAGUAUCAAGAGCCUGCUCCGGACGCUUGAGGAGCUGGGUAUCCAGGGUAUUGAAUCUCUUCAGAGCCUUAUUGGAGCGCAGAUUGCCGAAAAGCAGGCCGAAAUGGACCUAGAGAAGAAGAAACUGGACGAGGCACGGCAAGAGGUAGACGACCGGCGAAAGGAGCGCCAACGAAAUAUGAAAAGGGAAAAAGAUAAACGCGACGAGGCAAAGAGAGAAAUCGAACGGCUGCAGGACAAGGUGACCAAGGCCAAGCAAGACAAGGCUCAGGCUGAAAAUGAACUGAAGGAAAAAGUCGAAAAGCUUAAACUCGAAAAGGAAUCCCUUAUCCAAAGCAAGAGAAAGGAGUAUAAUGACAAGCUCGAGAAGGCCAAGGAAGCUGAAGCAAACAAUCAGAGGGAGCUAGAACGACUGAGGCAACGACAGAGAGAUAAAUACGGCACCGAUUUCCUCAAAAAAGUGCAGCUUGCCCAAGGAGCCUAUUAUGAAAAAAAGAAGAUGGUAUCAGAUGCGUGGGACGCUGUUGUGUGGCUUCAAUGGAAGUAUGACCACACAAGCUUCCCUGAGGACGCAUAUUGGGGCGUGAGGCUCGUGGCAGCCAAAGGUGUUCUUGAGGCAGCCAAGGUUGCAGCAGACGUAUACUACAAAGCUGCCCAGGCGCUUGACGACAUUGCUAAUUCUGACGCCUUUCAAUCCAUCGUCACAGCCAUUGAAGAUACAGAAAAAGCGGUAGAACGCGCGGCAAACGGAGUUGACAAACUUCUCAGCGGAGGUGGUGUUGAUGGAUUUCUUAGAUCCUUUAUCGACACGGAAGAAGCCAAGAUCGAAGCAGCUAUAAAAGCUCUCCAGGCAAUGCAGAAUGAGAACAACGAGUAUCAAAGGGCUAUUCGGGAAGCGCAGCACAUUCUUGACCAGAAGGCACCCGACCUAGAAGACAAGAUCGCCCAGGCCGAUGAGAACAUCAAAUCCCUGGAAGAGGAUGCAAUGCUGGCAGAUCUUGAGCGAAAAUAUAACUAUCAGCUUGAGGUCCACAACAAAAUACACAACACCAUCCAACAAAUGCAGGCUGGACUAGAGACACUCAAGGAGAACUGGCAAAAGGGGAUGCACGCGUUGGAGGACGUGGUCAAUGAGAUCCAAAAGAAAAUCAACGCCAUCUUUCACAUUGAGAGAAUCGAGGUGGGAAUCCACACUCAUGCAUUGAUCGACGACAAACCCCUAGUCUUCAAAUUCUAUGGCACGGUGGCCAACAGGCAUUUUGCAAUCGAGGCACAAUGGGCGCCAGGAAAUGAUCUCAGCCGUUUGUAUAAGGGAGUCACUAAUGAAAUUCUGAAGCUCGCCGUGUGA